AUGCACUGGAUCAAAACACUGCUUGUGCUCGUCGUGGCGCCCGUCGUUAGCCAAGAAGGCGCUUGGUCCAUCAAUGUCAAGUUGACUAACUCGCUCGUGACCAAGUACUUUGACGUAAUCAGCGCAUCGUCGAGCUACCUCAACGCAACCUCCGACAAGAUCUGCACGACUGCCAUAUCGACCGUCGACACGCAGCCCGUGUCGGGCACCAACUAUCGAUACCACGUGAGUGGUUGCGUCAUCAACACCGUCCCGACCGCCAACCGCACCUGCUCGUGCUCCACGAAGACGGUUCAAGCGUACGCCGUUAGCAUCUACGAGCCGUGGACGACCUCUCGCUUCAUCACGGGUGUGGAGGUCGAGCAGUCGGCUGUCGUUCCAGGCCGCACGUCGUUUGGCCUCGUCGUCUCGAGCAAAGCCAUGGCCUACUACUACAAGGCCUUGAACAAGGCGCAUCGGAGCAACGCCACCAACUUUCCCAAUCUCUGCGCAGACCGUUUUACGAGCCUCGACAUCAUAGCUGACGACAUGUACACGCUGCAUAUUCAAACGUGCGCCGUCGAGAGCCACGCCAAGACCGGUCCCGGGUGCAAGUGCCACGGCGCGUUGCUGACCAACUACGCCGUGACGCCGUGUCGGGCUUCUUGCGGCUUUUACAGUGUUUCGGUGGACGAAUAAGGUUGCACAACAAACGUAAUUGGCACGCAGUUGAAUCCAGCGCCUUCAACUUGUGACUUCGAA
Molecule: messenger RNA, 741 nt
Organism: Saprolegnia diclina VS20
Lineage: Eukaryota; Oomycota; Saprolegniomycetes; Saprolegniales; Saprolegniaceae
Exons: 1
Coding region: 1-678 (225 amino acids)
Source: RefSeq, a predicted model, not a curated record